Messenger RNA from Paramecium tetraurelia, 2751 nucleotides. RefSeq lists its product as uncharacterized. Lineage: Eukaryota; Ciliophora; Oligohymenophorea; Peniculida; Parameciidae. The record is from RefSeq and is a predicted model, not a curated record. The transcript is spliced from 2 exons.
AUGAAUUUAGAUAAGGAUUGCAUAAUCAUUUUAGAUGAAAAAGAAGAAAUACCUUUACAAGUAGAAAUACAAGAUUUGAAUACUAAAUAAUACCUAUGUCAGCCUCUAACGACUGAUAAAGUUGAUCUCACAAUGUACAUUUCUAGAUAUCAACAAAAUUAACUUUAAAAAAGAAUAGAUGAGUUAACAAAAAUUAUAGAGAUAGCUAACCAGAAGAAUGGUGAACUAGAUCAAACUUAAAUGAUUUAAAAUCUACCUGAUAUUAUUUUUGGUCCAAAGUAGCUCUAAACAAAUUCAGGGCAAUAUGAGUUUCGCAAAAAAUUUUGUAAGGAAAACGAAGAAUAAAAAUAGUAAUCAAAUCAAAAAUCAAAUGUCUCAAUAUUAAUUUAUCAAGGAGAAACCUAUAAGAGUUUAUGUCAAUAAAUUUAUUAAUAUAACAAGGAUAGCACGAAAAUAACACCUAUUGUAUUAAUCAAUGGUAAAACAGCAUUUAAGAAGCUAAUGAGAUCUGAUGAGAAUCUAUUUUUAAACUUUUAUUAAUUUAAGUACCUUCCAUUCCAAUAAAAGUUUGAGACUUCUAAUCACCAUAGUUUGUAUUUCCAAAUAGAAGAUGAUAAUACUAAGAAAACAGUGUAUUAUUUUGUAUUUCCAUAAGAAUUAAAUAAGUUAGAUUUAAUAAAAUUUAUCUAUUAAGGGAUUUUAAGGUUUAUUUAGCCAAAAUUUGCUGCAAUAGCCCCAAGUAAUGUGACUUAUCUUUAAAACAUAAAUGUAUUAUAGCUUUUUAAAAUAUUGGAAGAAGACAAUAAAUAUUUUGGAGUUUAAUCUUUAAAGAAAAUUGGUUACAAAGGGAGUUUUUAAGAUAAUUUCUUAGGAGAUUUUACAGAUAUUUCACUUAAUCUAGAUUGUAUGUUUAGGUUAAAAUAAUUCCAUGAUCCCCUCUCUUGUAUUUAUAUGUGGGAAAGAAUAGAAAAUUUUAUAGAGGAUUAUGUAAAUAGAAUUACUAAAGAGUACUCUUUGAAUAUGUGGGCAGUUGGAUAUAAUGCAAUUUUACCUAAACUCAUGCUUGAAGUUGCAAAUUAAGAAUUAAAGAUUAUCCCAAAAUAAAUUAGUGUUUAAUAAUUUAAUUAGAAUUAAUUUGAAACCGUAUUUAAUUAAUUUUGUGAGCUCAAAUAAAAUAUCAACUAUUAACUGAAGAAGUGCAGAUUUGGAUCUUGUAGGAAUUUGUUUUAAUGGUUCAUAUCAAAAGUCAUAUUCCUCUAAAGUUACUUCGCAAUUUCCAUCUGUUUCUUUUUCUCAUUUUAAUGUCCUUAUUAAGUAGUCUAUAAUUAUUUGGGGGAUUCAGUUGGAUAUACUGCAAUAACUAUUUUCCUACCUUUUUUUUAUGCCAUUAAUGUCUUGCUAUUUCUACUGCUCACAUAAUUAUACCAUCUUCAAGACAAAAUUAUUGAGAAGAAUUAAAACAAAGAAAUAGCCCUAAUAGGAAAAAAGGAUGAGGAGUAAUAAAGCUUUGACUUUUAGGCUGUCGUACAAUCUCAAAAUAUUGAUUUUAUGUACUAUAAAAAAUAAAAAGAACGAUAUUAAAUUAAAGUAGAACUCUAAGAAGACGAAUAUUGUAAGGAUGUCUCUUAUUCUAUGAAAGAUGAUUUAUUAAAAAACGAAAUAUUUUUAGUGUAUUAAUUCCCUUAGUUGAAAUACAUAAGUAGUUGCGUCAACAUUAUAAUUGAAAUUUAGAAUUAUUUAGAUUUUGCAGUUGUACUUUUUAUUCUUGCUAAUUUAAUCCUCAUACAUGGUGAAUAGGCACUCAAUGAGUAAUCUUUAUAAGAAUUAAUAUUAAUAGCAUCGGCGAUUUUUGUGAUAUUAUUCCAUUUCAUUACUUAAGGAUCAGGAAUAUUUCGCUUGAUAUUUAAGUUCUCGUUAUUAUCAUACUUUUGGCAUUUUUUAAAGCUACCUAAAAGCAAUAGUCCAGCUAUUUAGAGAACUGACUAAAAAAAAUAGCUUGGAUCUUAAUUAUUUUUAAAUUUUGUUCUAUUUUAUGCUUUUAUUUCAAUCGAGUCCUACUACAAUUAUUCUGGAUAUAUAUUGAUUGGAAUUUUCGCAUACUUAUCGAUUGUAUAUUUACUUACGGGUUUGUUUAAAUGUAUUUCAAAUUGUUUUUAUAAUGCUUCCAUUCCAAAAGAUUUAUCUGAAAUAAUCGAAGUGAAACAAUUCAAUAGUUUAAAAUUUUAAGCCGAUAACUAAAACACACUUAUUGGAAAAACAAGGUAACUUAUUGGCGAAAAGGUUAAAAACGAUAAUAAGCAUUAAGAAGAACUGAGAAUAACAUAAUUUCUCAAGAAUAAUGCUGAUAUAAUGAAUUUAGCAAACACUAUAAAAAUCAAAGUUCAAGAAGAUCUCUAAUCAUAAAAUCUAAAAAUGAAUGACAUAUAAUUAGUCACUACAUAAAUCGAACUAGCAAUAAAAAAAUAUUGUAAUCAAAAUAAUUAGUAAUAAGUGCAACCAAAGCAAAAUGAAAUUAUUUAAAACAUAAUUUAGAAUUAAUAAAUGCAAAGCUAAUAAUUGUAGAAGGUUUCAAAUAUAAAUAGUGAAUUGAAAGGGGAUAAUUCUAAAUUUUCAAAUUAAUCUUCAUAAGUCAAUUAAUUUUUAUAAAGCAAUAAAAAUAUGACUUCAAUACUCAAUGAGAAUAAUAAAUUAAAUUCAUAGAUUAACUAGAAUGACAUUGAUGGUCAAAAAUUUAGAUAAAAGAAAAAUUGA